Messenger RNA from Ziziphus jujuba (common jujube), 667 nucleotides. RefSeq lists its product as uncharacterized. The coding region runs from base 182 to 511 and encodes 109 amino acids. The record is from RefSeq and is a predicted model, not a curated record. The transcript is spliced from 2 exons. Lineage: Eukaryota; Viridiplantae; Streptophyta; Magnoliopsida; Rosales; Rhamnaceae.
CUUUCUCACAGGAUGGUGCCGACAGAACCAUAGACUCUCUGAAGGAGGAGAGGCUCUCAAUAGUCGUCUCGAAGAGUUGUUCUUCUCGACGCUGUUUUCAAGCAUCAGUUGUGGAGUUUGUGACCCGAAUCUCAGAUGGAGACCUCCCUUAGAUAUCGAAGCGAUUCCAAAGCUUUAAAUAAUGAAAUCCCAAUCGACAUCCAACUCCAAAAUCCACUUGCAGAAACCGUCCCGAAAGUCCUCCACAAACUCCCUGCGAGCCUACAAGCUCAUGAAGGAAGCGUUUGAUCUCAAACCGGCUCAGUCCAUUGCUGAUGCGAUCGCUGACCUCGAAGAACACAUCAAGGACUCUACCAUGAUCGUUGUCGAGACGCUUGAAGAAUUGGACACACUGACUGAGCUCAAACGGGCCGAGAAGUGGAAUGGCCGCGCUCGGAUCAGCUGCUUCAACGGAAAGUUGAGGAGGACUGCAAAGCGCAGGGGUUUGAAUCUCUCCAAGGUUGGCUCUUAGUAUUUUUAAGCUUCGAUCUAAUCAACUUUUUAGAAAUAACAGAGGGAGUUUUGAUAUUUCAAUCCGUUUGGAUUGCUGUUAUAUUGCAAAUGCUUUAUAUUUGAUUGAAAGAUGUAAUCAAAUAUAUGAACAAAGGUUUUGUUACUUUUGGAAUAU